AUUGCCUCGUCACCGGUUCUAAGUGAUCGUGAUAAGUAUCCACACAUUUAUCUCAUGCAAUCAUCAGCUUCUUUCGGGACAGCUUUCGCCCAGAUUAUUCGACAGUUUGGCUGGGAAAAGAUUGCCCUGUUAUACCGAGCAGGAGAACCUCACCAGGCGAGAAUGGCAGCAGUCAACGAUGAGGCACUGGUUAGUAACUUCUCAAUAUUCCUUGCUGAGAGUUUCUUGAAUGAUCCCUACGAAUCUUUAUUACGUCUCAAGGGAAAAGACGCACGGAUCAUUGCUACAAGUUUUUACGAAGAUACUGCGAGGGAGGUAUUUUGUAAAGCCUUUCAUUUAGGUUUGUACGGUCCCAACUAUGUAUGGAUGGUACCCGGAUAUUUUCCCGAUAACUGGCAACAGAAAACAGACGGAGUCAACUGUACUGCAGACCAACUCAAGACUGCAACCGAAGGCUAUUUGGCAGUUACUUUCAAUAACUUCGAAAGAAGCAACGAGAUUACUUCUUGUGGAAAGAGUACAAUUGACUUUCAGCUACACAUGGAAGACGUUGUGGGAUACACUCUUACCCGGACUGAUGCUGCACUGGCUGCGUUGGGUUACGAUGGUAUGUGGGCAUUAGCAACGGCCAUGCAUCAAGCUGAAACUUUAUUAAGAAGGAGACUGGAUACCUACCAGUACGGGGAUGAGGAAUACGCACGGGUAGUCGGUGACACCAUUUUGAAUCUGGAGUUUAGUGGUUUGUCGGGUCCUGUCAAGUUCACCAAGACUGGCGCCAGGAUUGGCAAUUUACUGGUAGAGCAAAAUAUAGCCGGCGAAGAUAUCAUUGUGGGAACAUUUGACAACAUCAAGAAAAAGCUUCACUGGAAUAUUCCUGUUGAGAAUCUUUGGUAUUACAGUGGAGGGCAUCCCCCGUACGAUUCUGACAUCACUGUAACCAUAGUGAACCUACAAGCCACGCCCCUUCUCAUCGUAGCCAUCAUGUCGGUAUUGGCAAUUCUUGGAAUUGUCCUUGCAUUGAUGUUUCUGGGAUUUAACUUUUGGAAGCGCAAACACAAACAAAUAAAAAUGUCCAGCCCCAAUAUCAAUAACUUCAUAGCGUGUGGUAUCAUGAUGGCGUAUGUGUGUGUGAUGCUACUGGGCAUUGAUCGUUCAAUGGUAGAUGACAACUCGUUGGUAACAAUCUGCAAGACUCGAUCCUGGCUCAUUGCAGUGGCAUUCACGCUUGCUUUUGGUGGAAUGUUCUCAAAGACGUGGAGAGUAUACAGUAUCAUCAUCUACAACAAAACAAAGAAAAAGGUAAUCAAGGACCGAUAUCUCUUUGGUAUUAUUGUUGUGCUGCUUCUGGUAGAUUUCGCAAUCCUCAUCCCAUGGCAGAUCAUUGAUCCUCUACAUAUUGAAGAAGUUAGAAUCAAUAUUCCGCAGACCGAGGAUGAUUUGGCAAACUACAGACGGUAUGAGAUGCUGUAUGUAAACUGCACGUCUGAAAGUAACAACAUAUGGAUGAUGGUUAUACUCGUCUACAAGGCGUUUGUCGUGGUGUUUGGCGCGUUCCUGGCUUGGUCAACGAGAAACAUCAACGUUCCCGGUCUGAACGAUAGUUACUACGUAGGUCUAUCAAUCUAUAACACCGUCAUCUGCUGUGUCGUUGCUGUGCCGUUAUCUUUUCUCUCAGUGUCUUCAAUUGGAGUCACUUAUGGCCUAGUUUCUUCUUUUAUGCUAUUUUGCAUAACGACUUCGCUUUGCAUGAUGUUCUUCCCGAAGCUGAACGCCGUGUAUCGUAAUAAAGUUGAAGAGAAUAGCUGGCCUACUGGGCUUGGAUUUAUAACUGGUACUACUCACAUCUCAGCAUCGAUAGGACGUGACGUUCAAGACACUGACCUUAGUAACGUACCGACCAUAAGCAAUAUUGUCAAGUCUUAGGUACUAAAUGAGUAGCAGUAAAGAACUGCACAAAUACUGAACACUCAUUAAGAUUGAGUAAAUAGGCUUGGUUUCACACCCAUAGUAUGGAGGGCACCUAUAGCACUUAAGUCUGCAUGUGUUUCUGUAGAUUGCAAUAAUAGUGUGCCAAUGUGCACAUUAUGUUUUCUCAAAUCAAUUGGCAAACCAUGGACGUUUUCCUUAUUUUGUACUUAUGGUUUCUUGGGCGAUGUGAGGAAAAACCAUUCAUAAAGCCAUUUAUGACUAAGUGAAGAGAGGGGGAAAUUAGUAGACAAAGAAGCAAAUUAAGAUCACAAAGUAUAUCAGACUCUUCUGAAUCGGUUGAUUCUUUUAUCAGAUUUCAUUAUACUGGUUAUUGCAUCUCAUGCUACAGAUUGUUUCGUAUAAACUUUUGGAUAUUUCAGGGAAACAUAUUGACUUCUAGGCACAAAGAUAUUUUGUUAUUGUAUACAAAAUGAGCAACUAACCAAUCAAUUUAAAUUGUCUUGUUUUACCCAAGCACCGGUUUUUAUGUGUAAAUUACUAUACACAGCACUUUCCAGGGUCAUAGAGUGUUUAAUUCACGAACGUUCUCGCAAUUAUGCGCGUUAAAGUACACGAUUCAGACGUCUUUAUCACAGUGUACAGUAUACAGGAAUCCCAAAAGUAAUGCAAGGUCUGCACUGCGACUGUGUUUCAUUUCAUAUCGAUAUGAAACAGUAAAUGUAACUUCAGAGUUUUUCUUUAAGGAUGAUUCUGUGCUUAAUCAUAUCAAUUUCAACUAGUUAUAUGACUACCAGAUUUGCUCAAUAUUAGUUAAAUUCAAAUAACAGCCAACUCCAUUAAUCAUUAAAUUGUUAUUUCGAGAUGUUAUUUACAAUUUGUUUCGAAUUAUAUUUUGUUAUUACUUAAGUGUUCUUAUUAUGCCACUGUUUCCAUUCACUGACAGAAGUUACGAUUUCUAUGAGGUUUUUACACAGUUUGUAUGUACAACCAUCUUGUAAACACAAGUAAUAAAUAAGGGAACCAAUGUGUGGUGAAGAGGUUUUCAACUAGUGGUUUAAUCCCAACGA
Messenger RNA from Asterias rubens (European starfish), 2996 nucleotides. Its product is annotated as gamma-aminobutyric acid type B receptor subunit 2-like. The record is from RefSeq and is a predicted model, not a curated record. Gene Ontology annotation, biological process: G protein-coupled receptor signaling pathway; gamma-aminobutyric acid signaling pathway. The transcript is spliced from 14 exons. Gene Ontology annotation, molecular function: G protein-coupled GABA receptor activity. NCBI's taxonomy places the organism in Eukaryota, Metazoa, Echinodermata, Asteroidea, Forcipulatida, Asteriidae. Gene Ontology annotation, cellular component: membrane; G protein-coupled receptor heterodimeric complex. The coding region runs from base 55 to 1923 and encodes 622 amino acids.